Molecule: messenger RNA, 3180 nt
Organism: Hemibagrus wyckioides
Lineage: Eukaryota; Metazoa; Chordata; Actinopteri; Siluriformes; Bagridae
Gene: ccnt2a
Product: cyclin T2a
Biological process (GO): positive regulation of DNA-templated transcription, elongation; regulation of transcription by RNA polymerase II
Cellular component (GO): cyclin/CDK positive transcription elongation factor complex; nucleus
Molecular function (GO): cyclin-dependent protein serine/threonine kinase activator activity
Source: RefSeq, a predicted model, not a curated record
ACACGUUGUGUACGACUGUUAUUGUUGGAGAGCAAUGGCGGCGCACCGGGGAUCAUCAAGCAAAUGGUUUUUCUCCCGGGAGCAGCUGGAGACGACGCCGUCUCGCCGGUGCGGAGUAGAGCCCGACAGAGAGCUCUCUUACCGGCAACAAGCUGCAAAUCUCAUCCAGGAUAUGGGACAGAGGCUCAAUGUCUCGCAACUAACCAUAAAUACUGCAAUUGUUUACAUGCACAGGUUUUAUAUGUACCACUCGUUCACCAAGUUCCACAGAAAUAUCAUCUCUCCGACUACGUUAUUCUUGGCGGCAAAAGUCGAGGAGCAACCCCGGAAACUUGAACACGUCAUUAAAGUGGCACACGCCUGUUUAAACCCUCAAGAGGCUCCUUUAGACACAAAGAGUAAUGCGUACCUCCAGCAAGCUCAAGAGCUGGUGAUACUUGAAACCAUAGUGCUGCAGACUUUAGGGUUUGAAAUAACUAUUGAGCAUCCUCAUACUGAUGUUGUGAAAUGUUCCCAACUAGUUCGAGCAAGCAAGGAUCUGGCACAGACUUCCUAUUUCAUGGCUACCAACAGCCUCCACCUCACCACGUUCUGCCUGCAGUACAGGCCCACAGUCAUUGCUUGUGUGUGCAUUCACUUAGCCUGCAAGUGGUCUAACUGGGAGAUCCCUGUCUCUACUGACGGCAAACACUGGUGGGAGUAUGUGGACGGUUCAGUCACACUUGAGCUCCUAGAUGAACUGACACACGAGUUCCUUCAGAUUUUGGAGAAGACUCCCAGUAAGUUAAAGAGGAUUCGAAACUGGAGGGCAACACAAGCUGCCAAGAAACCCAAAACAGACGGGCCAUCGUCAGAGAGCAGCUCUUUUCCCGGCCCCUCGCUAGCCCCUGACCACUUGAUGGUAGACGCCAUUUCUGGAGUUACGGCAAACGCGACCUUUUCUAAAGCUUCUACAUCACUUCCUAUUUCCCUCCAAUGCAGUGGGCUUCCUUUGGACCAUAUAGCUAGCACUGUGCAAGGCACUUCGUACACUUUCACAGCCCCUAGUGACUGGCCUCAAGACCAAGCACGCUCAGACUCGUACCUUCUCAAACAGCUUCCUCUGCACCCGCACCGGCCUGACAAAAGCGCAGAGUUUACCGGGGUCAAACAUGAACACAAGGCCAACAAACACCAAUCUUCCCUGUUCCCGGCUCCACCUACAUCCCAGCCGCAGAAAAUGUCCUUGGAAAAAUACAAGGAGAAGCGCACGGCCGAUCUAGCGGCACAGAAACGCAGGCAAGAGCAACCGAGCACGGAAUCCGAGGCCAGAGAUUCGUACGGGAGUUCCAGCCAGGGCGAGCCCCGAAAGCCACAACAGCCUUAUGCUCACGAGCAGCAGGGCAUGAGCAGCAGCAGCAGCGCCUUUACCAGCUCGCCAAUAAAGAUGAAACUUCCCGUAACAGGUCAAGACAAAGUCCAAGGGGACAAACGGGAGAAAGGGAGCUCGCUAAAGCUCCGUCUUCCAGUCCAGGCUGAGAAAAGUGGAGCAAGUAAGGAGGAGCUGAAGAUGAAGAUCAAGGUUUCCUCAGAGCGCCACAGCUCGUCAGAUGAAGGAGCAAGCAAAAGCAAGCAUUCCAGUCCACUAGUGAGCAAGGAGAAGCAUCGGCACCACCAAAAACAUGGUCACUCAAAUCCACACUCGCACAGCGGCUCCGCCCUCAGGAGCCCUGUGACCCUCGGUGGUGAGGGGGCCAGCGCAGGCCAGGGCUCAAGCUCUUCGCAUAAGAGGACACACACCGAUGGCAGCCAUAAUCACCGCUCAAAAAAGAGCAAAAGCUCCAAGCCAGCUACAGGUAGUUCCUCACCUCUUUCUUCUGCACAGCAGUGCAUCUCAUCUCUCAGCUGUGUUCUUAACCUCCUCCCUUUUCUUCUCUAUGUCGCACAGCAGGUGGACAAGGAUUCAGCGGAGAGCCGUGGUCUUGAGAGCCUCCACGCAAACUACAAGGACUCGUUCAGCAUGGCUGAAUUGCUGUUAAGUGCCCACAGAAUGAACUUGUGAGCCUGGUGAGAAGGACAUCAAGGUUCAUCCUUGAUAGAAGAUAAAAAAAUAAAUGUGUAAUUGCUGCUUUGUGUUCCAUAUUUCCGAGUGGUGGUGUUACGGGGCCAUCUUGGUGCAAAUAUGUUCUCCACAGGUUAAAAUUAAGAAUGCUGUAAGGCAAGCAAUGUGCAAUUAUUUCCCCCAUUUUAUAAUUUAUAUAACACUAACUGUAAGACACUGAACAAAUCCUGACCCCUCAUUACCUGGCGCACGUCCCAGAAUUUGUUUGGAUAGAUGUGGUCAUUAGUGAGGCGUUAAAAUGAGUGUUUUUCUUUUGUUGCGUAGUUGUAAACACGCUACCUUUAUGUUGGGUGUUUUUUUUUGUUUUUUUUGCUACCUUGUAUGAACGACGUGCAUGUUUCAGCCAUCAAAGGGAUGACGGAGAGCGCCGUUUACAGAGAGUGGAGAUAAGCGUACAUACAUUUUUGUAUGUUAAAAAUAGCUAUACUAUAAAUACUCAGGUUUGGCGCUGCUUGUAUUAUAUUUUGGAGAUGUAUGUGAAUUGCUAUAAGAAUCAGACGCGAGAGCCUGUGUCGUGCAUGGCUGUCGUACGAAGGCAAGGUUCCAACACCAUGCUAGGAAAUCCACCAAUCACCUGGCAUGAGGCUGUCUGAGGCUGUGCAGCUUGUUAUUAAUACAAUUUUUUGUGACCUCCAAUAUGAACUUAAGCUGGAUGCCAAAGGCUGUGCCUCAAAAAAAUGGAGAAAAAUAAAUAUCAAAUAAGGACAAGUAUAGUGCUAUGAAGUUUACAUAACCUUUGCUGUGAAGUGCAUUUAAAUUUUUUCCUGGCUUGACUCUGUAGCCUACUUGUACAAAGCUGUAAAUAAAUAAGAUAUGUUUGAAUAAUUAAUGUUGGAUAAGAGGUGACCAGGCCUGGUCUGUCAGUGUUUCAGUCUUUCAUCGGUCUGUUUCUUCCAUGGAUUUUUUUUUGUGUACAUGCAUUCAGUUUUUUCUUUGUGCAGCAAGCACCUUGUGAGGCAUUUUACUUUUAGACACAAGUUUAAGCAAGGCAAGUGCAAAGCUUCACAUCUAGAUUUUUUUGAUCCCUCUUCAUUUCAAUUAAAUUCUAACAAUAAAUCACAUGGUUUCCACUACUUCAA